This is a messenger RNA of Cryptococcus amylolentus CBS 6039, 729 nucleotides long. RefSeq lists its product as hypothetical. Lineage: Eukaryota; Fungi; Basidiomycota; Tremellomycetes; Tremellales; Cryptococcaceae. The coding region runs from base 1 to 729 and encodes 242 amino acids. The record is from RefSeq and is a predicted model, not a curated record. The transcript is spliced from 3 exons.
AUGUCCAAGAAAACCUUCCACAGUCUUUGGGAAGCCAUUCAAGACGACGAGGCUUUCCACAACAAUUCAAGGAAUCCUCAGGAGCACUCGGCAUACCAAUUGUACACCACCUUGGUUCGCUUGGGACGACGAGGGAAUGGCAUGUCCCAUGGAGAGGUUGCCAAGAAAUUGGGGAUCAAAGCUGGUACAUCAUUCCUAUGGACUAUGAGAACUCUGGAGGCUAUUCACAGGUCCCUUGGCAGUAAGAAGUGUAUUUCUUGGCCUGAUCCCAAAGAGAGAAAGAGGAUUCGCAGGGAAUUUGGCCUGACAUCUCCUUUUAAGAAGUGUGUGGGCCUUAUUGACAGCACUCUAAUUGAAUUAGAGUAUGUCCCUGGGCGCGAGGAUAAGUGCCUGUGGUAUUGGAGGAAGGACACCUAUGGGUUCAACGUCCUUGUAGUUGCAGACCAUGAGUGUCGUAUCCGUCUGAUACAAUCGGGAUUCCUGGCAUCAAGCCAUGAUCAGCGAGUCUAUCGUAACACUCGAAUGUACCAGGAACCUGAGCACUACUUUUCUGAUGGCAAGUACCUCCUUGCGGACAGUGGCUUUACACCCAACCCAAAUUGUGUUCCAAACUACAAGAGCAAUGCUGGAGGUCGAAACAGGCAUGCAGGUGCAGUCAGAGACCACAAAGUCUUCAACGACCACAUCAAGAAGGUCAGAGUGCACAUAGAACACACCAUUGGCUACUGA